AUGUCAGAAAAAACUUUAUUGAAGAAGAAAGAAAUUAGAAAGCCACAAAUCUGGUCUCUAUUAUUCUACGUUGUCCUAUCGUUAUCGUUAAUUGCUGGCGUAGAGUACUUCAAAUACGGCACAAGAAUAAACUAUGAAUGGUUCCAUUGUACACCAAUGAAGGAACAAAUUGGUGGUCCAUCAUCCUCUGUUCUAAAGAUGUGGGCUGUUGGUGGUCCAUCUUGUGAUAAAAGAGGCGAAUUCAAGACUCUGGUCAAGAGAAUUACAAGAGAUUACGAGCCAAAUGAGGAGUCAUUGUCUUACUGCUUCAUCGAAAACAAAGACAUCAAUCCAAUUCAUUAUCCUGUUGAGGAUGGAAACAAAGGAGUCCCAGGUUAUGUUGCAUAUGUUGGUUACGAUACUGAUGCUGACUUGGUUGCACAAAUGUGUGAAGGUUCUCAGAUCUUUCAUGUUUAG
Tetrapisispora phaffii CBS 4417 is the source of this 456-nucleotide messenger RNA. RefSeq names its product sphingosine N-acyltransferase subunit LIP1 (gene LIP1). Lineage: Eukaryota; Fungi; Ascomycota; Saccharomycetes; Saccharomycetales; Saccharomycetaceae. The coding region runs from base 1 to 456 and encodes 151 amino acids. The record is from RefSeq and is a predicted model, not a curated record. The transcript has a single exon.